Molecule: messenger RNA, 3693 nt
Organism: Ictalurus furcatus (blue catfish)
Lineage: Eukaryota; Metazoa; Chordata; Actinopteri; Siluriformes; Ictaluridae
Product: ice nucleation protein-like
Exons: 3
Coding region: 1-3693 (1230 amino acids)
Source: RefSeq, a predicted model, not a curated record
AUGGCGAGAAAUCAGAAGCAGAACGAGAUCACACGCUCGCUCUGUGUGUGUAUCAGAGGCUCUGUCAGUGGCUAUAACAGAGGCUCUGUCAGUGGCUAUAACAGCUCCACUGUCAGUGGCUAUAACAGCUCCUCUGUCAGUGUCUAUAACAGAGGCUCUGUCAGUGGCUAUAACAGCUUCUCUGUCAGUGGCUAUAACAGCUUCUCUGUCAGUGGCUAUAACAGCUCCUCUGUCAGUGUCUAUAACAGAGGCUCUGUCAGUGGCUAUAACAGCUUCUCUGUCAGUGGCUAUAACAGUGGGUCUGUCAGUGGCUAUAACAGUGGCUCUGUCAGUGUCUAUAACAGAGGCUCUGUCAGUGGCUAUAACAGCGGCUCUGUCAGUGGCUAUAACAGCUUCUCUGUCAGUGGCUAUAACAGUGGGUCUGUCAGUGUUUAUUACAGUGGCUCUGACAGUGGCUAUAACAUUAACAGUGGCUCUGUCAGUGGCUAUAACAGCUCCUCUGUCAUCGGCUAUAACAGCUCCUCUGUCAGUGGCUAUAACAGCUCCUCUGUCAUCGGCUAUAACAGCUCCUCUGUCAGUGGCUAUAACAGCUCCUCUGUCAUCGGCUAUAACAGCUCCUCUGUCAGUGGCUAUAACAGUGGGUCUGUCAGUGUUUAUUACAGUGGCUCUGACAGUGGCUAUAACAUUAACAGUGGCUCUGUCAGCGGCUAUAACAGCUCCUCUGUCAGUGGCUAUAACAGUGGCUCUGUCAGUGUCUAUAACAGCGGCUCUGUCAGUGGCUAUAACACUGGCUCUGUCAGCGGCUAUAACAGCUCCUCUGUCAGCGGCUAUAACAGCUCCUCUGUCAGCGACUAUAACACUGGCUCUGUCAGUGGCUAUAACAGAGGCUCUGUCAGUGGCUAUAACAGCUCCUCUGUCAGCGGCUAUAACAGAGGCUCUGUCAGUGGCUAUAACAGCUCCUCUGUCAGUGGCUAUAACCGCGGCUCUGUCAGUGGCUAUAACAGAGGCUCUGUCAGUGGCUAUAACAGCUCCUCUGUCAGUGGCUAUAACAGCUCCUCUGUCAGCGGCUAUAACAGAGGCUCUGUCAGCGGCUAUAACAGAGGCUCUGUCAGCGGCUAUAACAGCUCCUCUGUCAGUGGCUAUAACCGCGGCUCUGUCAGUGUCUAUAACAGCGGCUCUGUCAGUGGCUAUAACAGAGGCUCUGUCAGCGGCUAUAACAGCUCCUCUGUCAGCGGCUAUAACCGCGGCUCUGUCAGUGUCUAUAACAGCGGCUCUGUCAGUGGCUAUAACAGAGGCUCUGUCAGCGGCUAUAACAGCUCCUCUGUCAGUGGCUAUAACCGCGGCUCUGUCAGUGUCUAUAACAGAGGCUCUGUCAGUGGCUAUAACAGCGGCUCUGUCAGUGGCUAUAACAGCUUCUCUGUCAGUGGCUAUAACAGUGGGUCUGUCAGUGUUUAUUACAGUGGCUCUGACAGUGGCUAUAACAUUAACAGUGGCUCUGUCAGUGGCUAUAACAGCUCCUCUGUCAUCGGCUAUAACAGCUCCUCUGUCAGUGGCUAUAACAGCUCCUCUGUCAUCGGCUAUAACAGCUCCUCUGUCAGUGGCUAUAACAGCUCCUCUGUCAUCGGCUAUAACAGCUCCUCUGUCAGUGGCUAUAACAGCUCCUCUGUCAGUGGCUAUAACAGCUCCUCUGUCAUCGGCUAUAACAGCUCCUCUGUCAGUGGCUAUAACAGCUCCUCUGUCAUCGGCUAUAACAGCUUCUCUGUCAGUGGCUAUAACAGUGGGUCUGUCAGUGUUUAUUACAGUGGCUCUGACAGUGGCUAUAACAUUAACAGUGGCUCUGUCAGCGGCUAUAACAGCUCCUCUGUCAGUGGCUAUAACAGUGGCUCUGUCAGUGUCUAUAACAGCGGCUCUGUCAGUGGCUAUAACACUGGCUCUGUCAGCGGCUAUAACAGCUCCUCUGUCAGCGGCUAUAACAGCUCCUCUGUCAGCGACUAUAACACUGGCUCUGUCAGUGGCUAUAACAGCUCCUCUGUCAGUGGCUAUAACCGCGGCUCUGUCAGUGUCUAUAACAGAGGCUCUGUCAGUGUCUAUAACAGAGGCUCUGUCAGUGGCUAUAACAGCUCCUCUGUCAGCGGCUAUAACAGAGGCUCUGUCAGUGGCUAUAACAGCUCCUCUGUCAGUGGCUAUAACCGCGGCUCUGUCAGUGUCUAUAACAGAGGCUCUGUCAGUGGCUAUAACAGCUCCUCUGUCAGUGGCUAUAACCGCGGCUCUGUCAGUGUCUAUAACAGCGGCUCUGUCAGUGGCUAUAACAGAGGCUCUGUCAGCGGCUAUAACAGCUCCUCUGUCAGCGGCUAUAACCGCGGCUCUGUCAGUGUCUAUAACAGCGGCUCUGUCAGUGGCUAUAACAGAGGCUCUGUCAGCGGCUAUAACAGCUCCUCUGUCAGUGGCUAUAACCGCGGCUCUGUCAGUGUCUAUAACAGCGGCUCUGUCAGCGGCUAUAACAGAGGCUCUGUCAGCGGCUAUAACAGCUCCUCUGUCAGUGGCUAUAACCGCGGCUCUGUCAGUGUCUAUAACAGCGGCUCUGUCAGUGGCUAUAACAGAGGCUCUGUCAGCGGCUAUAACAGCUCCUCUGUCAGCGGCUAUAACAGCUCCUCUGUCAGCGACUAUAACACUGGCUCUGUCAGUGGCUAUAACAGAGGCUCUGUCAGUGGCUAUAACAGCUCCUCUGUCAGCGGCUAUAACAGAGGCUCUGUCAGUGGCUAUAACCGCGGCUCUGUCAGUGUCUAUAACAGCGGCUCUGUCAGUGGCUAUAACAGCUCCUCUGUCAGUGGCUAUAACAGCUCCUCUGUCAGCGGCUAUAACAGCUCCUCUGUCAGUGGCUAUAACCGCGCUUCUGUCAGUGUCUAUAACAGCGGCUCUGUCAGUGGCUAUAACAGCUCCUCUGUCAGUGGCUAUAACAGCUCCUCUGUCAGCGGCUAUAACAGAGGCUCUGUCAGCGGCUAUAACAGAGGCUCUGUCAGCGGCUAUAACAGCUCCUCUGUCAGCGGCUAUAACAGCUCCUCUGUCAGUGGCUAUAACAGCUCCUCGGUCAGUGGCUAUAACAGAGGCUCUGUCAGCGGCUAUAACAGCUCCUCUGUCAGUGGCUAUAACAGCUCCUCGGUCAGUGGCUAUAACAGAGGCUCUGUCAGCGGCUAUAACAGCUCCUCUGUCAGUGGCUAUAACAGCUCCACUGUCAGUGGCUAUAACAGCUCCUCUGUCAGUGGCUAUAACAGCGGCUCUGUCAGCGACUAUAACAGUGGCUCUGUCAGCGGCUAUAACAGCUCCUCUGUCAGUGGCUAUAACAGCUCCUCUGUCAGUGGCUAUAACAGUUCCUCUGUCAGUGGCUAUAACAGCUCCACUGUCAGUGGCUAUAACAGAGGCUCUGUCAGUGGCUAUAACAGUUCCUCUGUCAGUGGCUAUAACAGCUCCACUGUCAGUGGCUAUAACAGCUCCUCUGUCAGCGGCUAUAACAGCUCCUCUGUCAGCGGCUAUAACAGCUCCUCUGUCAGUGGCUAUAACAGAGGCUCUGUCAGUGGCUAUAACAGCUCCUCUGUCAGUGGCUAUAACAGCUCCUCUGUCAGUGGCUAUAACAGAGGCUCUGUCAGUGGCUAUAACAGCUCCUCGGGUCUGCGUUUCCAAGGCGACAGAAAGUGA